AUGUCGUACACCCUUCCCUGUAUUCAAGUUGAUCAGAAGAAGCAGCUUUUAAUGGUGAACGAAGUUUGGUCUCCACUUGAAGAGCCAAUUGUCUGCGUCCCAUGUGACUAUAAGAUGGUUGAAACCAAGAAAUCUCUCAGAGCCGGCCACGUUAUGAUCACACGCGGCGCUGUUUACUUCUUCAAAUCCAAAUUCAUGAAUCCAGUUGUUUUCGACAGAAAGGUUCACAUUCUUGAUUUCAGAGGAAUGAGAGUGUCAACAGAUAAUAUCAUUAUUGAAUUCGACCAUUUCAAUGGCGAAAUCAGCUCAAAGUAUGCCAUUCAAAUCUACAUGGCCAUCAUGACAGUCCUUAAGGAACUUACCUUCGGUGUUUCAACAUACAAGCCAUUUGAAGUUCAUGGAGACUUUGCUUUACCACAAAUCGUUGUCAGCAAACGUAUUCCACAGGCUAUUCGCUGGCGUGCACUUUUCUUGGCCCACUUCUACGAUAUCAGAGGUAAUCAGUUAGAUACAAUGACAUACUUCGAUAAGUGGGAGAACAAGAAGGCCAAACGUCUUGUCCUUGGCCCGUCCUUCCACCCAGGUAAUUUCGGCGCCGCUUUCGGCCACGCAAUCGGCUGGGAAACGAUGAUUGAUACAGUUUGCUUCCAGACACUUGCCCCAACACAAUUCGCUAGAAUGAUCUUAUCCAUUCUCGAAACAGCAAGCACAAUUGAUAGAAUCGCCUUCUCCGACUACAAUAAUGAAGAUCAUCUUCCUCAAUUCCCAACAAACACAAUUGCUGCUACUACAAUCAACCAGUGGUGGAUUCUCCGUUCAUCCUUCGCCAUGGUUCGCAAAUUCAUUGAGUUCUCCAAGUUUAUGCAAGUUCCAGUCAAAGAAUUCAUUCUUGCAACCUCCAAACUCACAAAAGAGAACGUCACUGAGCUUUCCAACCUCAUCGACGUCACCCAAUCCAUCCAGCAGCUCGAAACUUUCCAGUUAAUCAGAUGCCAGAUGAAACCAUUCCCAUUCCAGCCAUUUAUGUCAAUGAUUAACAAGCUCCAGAACCUCCAGAACCUCAUUAUCUGCGGCAUUGACGUCAACGGCGCAGAACUCCUUACAGCUCUUUGCAAAGCAAAUGCAACAAUCCGUAAUCUCCAUAUUACACACAUGCAGUUCCGCAACAACCUUCCAGACGAUCUUACAUUACCAGAAAAGCUUAUUGGCCUUUCUAUUUCCACAAAUAUCAUGUCGCCAGGCUCAUUCUCCACCAUUUUGUCGCUUAUCCUUACAAAGAAGAGACAAUAUCCACUUUCUCUUCAGAUGCACAACCUCCAGAUCAAGGAGAAUGCUUACAAGGCCCUCGAAUCGAUAAAUCCACAAUCGUGUCUUCCAAACAUCUUCGAACUCGACUGGUCCGGCAACAGGAUGCCCGUUGAAGAGUCCAGAUACUUCUUCCAGCUCCUCGCCACCCAGACAAACCUGAAAUUACUCAGAUUCGAAGACAUGACGCCAUCAGAUCCAGUCCAAUUCCUCAGAGACACAUCCACACUUACGAACUUGUUGCACAUCCCAGGUCUCGAUCUUUCUGGCAACUGGGACACAACAUUGUUCACACAGUACAUCAAUUCUCUUUCAUCAAUGACAUGGUUGAGAAGAUUGGCAAUAAAGAACUCAAACAUUGGCGACAAUGGCGCAACAGUUCUUGCAGGAGUUCUCAAACAGUUGACACAGCUCAACGACCUUUGCAUCGAUGGAAUGAACUUGAGUGGUCUUGACAGAACAUUCCAGUUCUGGCAGGGAAUUCUCGACAACAUUCCAAACAUCGUUGCAUUGGAUUUGCCGAAGAAAGAGAUCUCUAACGCUGGAUUGACACCUGAUGACAUCCUAGAGACACAGAUGAAGAUCUACGACAGAAUCAAGAGAGAGAAACUGAAACCAUCAAUCUCUGACCAGAGACUUCACUUUGUAAUCAACACAAUUGACAGAGUCGCAAACAUGGAAAAGAAUGGAGAAGACGCUUCUGGACUCAGAGAUAUGUUCAUGACGCCUGAGUUCUUCAUCCACGCUUCCAAGUUCAUGUACUCUAAUAAGCACGCUGAAGAACAGGCUGAAGCUGAAGGUGAAGAAAUUACUGAGUAA
Messenger RNA from Trichomonas vaginalis G3, 2124 nucleotides. RefSeq names its product ribonuclease inhibitor domain-containing protein. The record is from RefSeq and is a predicted model, not a curated record. Lineage: Eukaryota; Parabasalia; Trichomonadida; Trichomonadidae. The coding region runs from base 1 to 2124 and encodes 707 amino acids. Gene Ontology annotation, cellular component: lamellipodium; plasma membrane. The transcript has a single exon. Gene Ontology annotation, biological process: cell migration; regulation of Arp2/3 complex-mediated actin nucleation.